Molecule: messenger RNA, 615 nt
Organism: Capsaspora owczarzaki ATCC 30864
Lineage: Eukaryota; Filasterea; Ministeriida; Capsasporidae
Exons: 4
Coding region: 43-516 (157 amino acids)
Biological process (GO): DNA damage response; heterochromatin formation; leading strand elongation
Cellular component (GO): epsilon DNA polymerase complex; CHRAC
Molecular function (GO): protein heterodimerization activity; chromatin DNA binding
Source: RefSeq, a predicted model, not a curated record
GAGCGAUCAAAGAAGAUCAACAGCACAAAACUCACACAAGAAAUGGCAGACUUGAUUGUUGGACCUGGCGACGAGCACGACCUGCCUCGCUCGGUGCUGCAGCGCCUCGUGAAGGAAGCUAUCGCUGAUGGGUUGAGUAUCAACAAGGACGCAAAGACCGCAGUGACCAAGUCGGCCACCGUGUUCAUCCUCUACCUGACUGCUGCAGCCAACGAGAUUGCACAGAAGGCAAACAGGAAGACAAUCAAUGCAAACGAUGUGAUGGCUGCGCUCGAGUCAGUCGACCUCGCCCAUCUCCAAGAGCCGCUGCAACAGGAGCUUGAAGCAUUCAAACUUGCCGUCAAGGACAAAAAGAGCCAAUCUGCGGGCAGCAAUGGACGGAGUACGAGUGCCGCUGCUGGUAGUGACGAGGCUGCCGACGAUGCGGAUUUGGUCGACGCAUUCGAUGCGCCAGUUCCCCCGGCAGAAGCAGAAGAAGACGCACCAGUUGAAGAACCCACUGCUAUGGAACAAUAAACACAUGUGCAUCAGGUCAGCCCCUGUGUCUCUGUAGGAGUGAUUUCUGAACGAUGACUGCAUUUCGUCUCUCUUCAAUGCCAAUAGCGUUGUUUCGAG